Brienomyrus brachyistius is the source of this 4786-nucleotide messenger RNA. Its product is annotated as AMP deaminase 2-like. The record is from RefSeq and is a predicted model, not a curated record. Lineage: Eukaryota; Metazoa; Chordata; Actinopteri; Osteoglossiformes; Mormyridae. Gene Ontology annotation, biological process: AMP metabolic process; IMP salvage. Gene Ontology annotation, cellular component: cytosol. The transcript has 18 exons. Bases 538 to 2805 code for a protein of 755 amino acids. Gene Ontology annotation, molecular function: AMP deaminase activity.
GUUAAUUGCCUUCUGUUAAACUCCUUGUCUAUAAGGGCUUAUUUUGCAGAUGUGCAAGAAUAUAUGCUGCAAGGACACAAAAUGUUUGGUCUUCAGAGAAUUACAUAGGAGAGUAAAUGAGCAAAAAUUCAUAUAAUUCUCUUGUGUGUUAUGUAAUGUCAUAGACGUUAAUUCCGUAUUUCCACUGUCUCUUGGUUUAAAUAUAUAUGUUUAUUUACACGCGCAUAAAAGGGGGCGAAUUUAGAGAGCGAGUGAGAAGACAAGAGAGAUCGGAGGGUGUAAAAAGAGACCUAAUUCAGCGGAAAGUGGAGCAGCCGGCAGCGAGCGCCAGCAGAAUAGGACGCGGCGUUUUGCGGUACCAGGCUGCGGAAAAGGCCACCGACCCAAAGAGCCACCAGCAGUGGCGGAGAGGCACCUGCGCUCCCGGUCCCACGUCUGUGUGACCUCCGGAGAGCCUGCCGCGCUCUCACCACCCAGCGCUCCCUCCCAGGAACCCCAGUGUCCACCCCACUGCUCCCCAUCGACCUACGGACCUCCAUGGACGAGAAGUACCGGGAGAUCGCCCAGGAGCUGUUCUCACGCAGCCUGGUGGACAGUGAGAUGCGCAGCGCCCCCUAUCAGUUCCCAGAGGACUGCCCUAUUGAACAGUUGGAGGAACGGCGCCAUCGCCUGGAGAGACAGAUCAGUCAGGAUGUCAAACUGGAGCCUGAGAUCCUGCUUCGGGCCAAGCAGGACUUCAUGAAAACGGACAGUGCAACUGACCUUGAGCUUUUGAGAGAGCAGGACGAGUGUUCCACGGAGCAGACCUUCACCUGGGACAGAGAGCCGACCCUGGAGAGGGAGUACCAGCGGGUUACUAUCUCCGGAGAGGAGAAGUGUGGGGUGCCCUUCACAGACCUGCUGGACGCCGCCAAGUGCGUGGUGAGGGCCUUGCUCAUCCGACAGAAGUACACGGCAUUGUCUCUCCAGAGCUUCUGCAACACAACGGCACGCUUCCUGCAGGAGCUGGGUGGGAGGCCGCCGGGGGCGGUGCCAGAGGCUACUGUCAUUGCAGACACCCCCGUACAUCCCCCUGCUUCAAAGACACACCCCUACGAGAACCAAGACCCUAAGAACAUGCCAGCUGACCUAGGCUUCAGAUGCAAGAUGGUCGACGGCGUGGUCCAUGUCUACGCGCUGGAAGGCACCGAAUUGGAUCUGCCCUACCCUGACCUGCAGGAGUACAUCGGUGACAUGAGUGUUAUGAUGGCUCUCAUCAUCAACGGCCCAGUAAAGUCCUUCUGCUAUCGGCGGCUGCAGUAUCUGAGCUCCAAGUUUCAGAUGCACAUUCUGCUGAAUGAGAUGAAGGAGUUGGCAGCACAGAAGAAGGUCCCACACCGAGACUUCUACAACAUCCGCAAGGUGGACACUCACAUCCACGCUUCCUCCUGCAUGAACCAGAAGCACCUCCUUCGGUUCAUCAAGCGAGCCAUGAAGAAGAACCUGGGUGAGAUUGUGCAGAUGGUGAACGGCAAGGGCCAGACCCUCUCUGAGGUGUUCGAGAGCAUGAACCUCACGGCCUUCGACUUGAGCGUCGACACCCUGGAUGUUCAUGCUGACCGAAACACCUUCCAUCGCUUCGACAAGUUCAACGCAAAGUACAACCCCAUCGGGGAAUCUAUCCUGCGUGAGAUCUUCAUCAAAACAGAUAAUUACAUUGAGGGGAAAUACUUUGGCCAUAUCAUUAAGGAGGUGAUGGCUGACCUGGAGGAGAGCAAGUACCAGAAUGCAGAGCUGAGGCUGUCAGUGUAUGGGCGCUCGCGUGACGAGUGGGACAGCUUGGCGCACUGGGCUGUCCGUCACGGCGUCUACUCUGACAACGUGCGCUGGCUUGUCCAGGUGCCCCGCCUCUUUGAUGUCUACCACUCUAAGAAGCAGCUGGCCAACUUCCAAGAGAUGCUGGAGAACAUCUUCCUUCCGCUGUUUGAGGCCACCAUCGACCCCCGCAGCCACCCUGAGCUCCACCUCUUUCUCCAGCAUGUGGUGGGCUUUGACAGCGUGGAUGAUGAGUCCAAGCCAGAACAGCACAUCUUCAACCUGGACAGCCGCCUACCUGGCAACUGGACGGAGGAGGACAACCCUCCCUACUCCUACUACCUCUACUACAUGUACGCCAACAUGACCGUGCUCAACCACCUGCGCAGGAGGCGGGGCUUUGACACAUUUGUGCUCCGCCCACACUGUGGAGAGGCUGGGCCUAUCCACCACCUGGUGUCAGGUUUCAUGCUGUCAGAGAACAUCUCCCAUGGGCUGCUGCUCAGAAAGGCGCCUGUGCUCCAGUACCUGUACUAUCUGGCUCAGGUUGCCAUCGCCAUGUCCCCCCUCAGCAACAACAGCCUGUUUCUUAGCUACCACCGCAACCCCCUCCCCGAGUACUUGUCCCGUGGCCUCAUGGUCUCCCUGUCGACCGACGACCCCCUGCAGUUCCACUUCACCAAGGAGCCCCUGAUGGAGGAGUACAGCAUCGCCGCCCAGGUGUGGAAGCUGAGCUCCUGUGACAUGUGUGAGCUGGCCAGGAACAGCGUGCUGAUGAGUGGCUUCUCCCACCGGGUGAAGAGCCACUGGCUGGGGCCCAACUACACGAAAGAGGGCCAGGAGGGCAACGACAUCAGGCGCAGUAAUGUGCCAGACAUCCGCGUGGCGUACCGCUCCGAGACACUGUGUGAGGAGCUGCAGCUCAUCACCCAGGCAGUCUGCUCCGAGGAGCUGGAGUCCAUCGAGGAAGAGGACAGUCUGUCCAUGGCUGCCGUCUCGGGGUCCGGCUAAGUCCCGGACGAGGAGCCUUUGUCUUCUCUCACGCGUCUGUAACCUGGUAAAGGAUCGACGUGGGACUGAUUCCUUGGUGCUGAGUGUAUGGAUACAUGCACAUGUGUUUCCACAAUUGGGGGGGCGGGGUACGAAAACUCAGAAUCCUGUUCUGACAGCCAAUGGGCAGCCAGCGUUCUGUGGCUCUGAGCGCAAACACAGAUGCUUUCUGGUAGCCCGCUUCUAUGUAGUGUUUGGGAUGCCGACGGUAACGUUCUGUGAGUGUUAAGAGACAGGCAGCCAUCCGCUCUCCGCCGUCUGAGAGGCCCGGACGCAGACUCCCAGCAGGGCAGUGUCACACGGAUCUGCCUCCUGUCGCGGGGCCUUCUGCCUGCAAUCGCUUCAGACAGCUACCUUCCCAUUCUCACCCAUUCCAGGGUCACCGUGCGGUUUGCCUUUAAUCCCAAAUUCAUUAAGCCGCCAUCUUACUCCGAUGCCAAAAGCUGGACAAAAGCUGUCCAAUUUAAACUCGCCCUAAUAGGCUUAUAAUGUGAAAUCCACAUUUCUGUAAGGGCUCUGUAAGGACACUCUGUAAGGACACUCCUUAUCACGCUAUAAAAAUUGGUCAGAGUGGAAGCCAUUAGUGAUUCCAUGGCUGUUUUCACUGCACUGUUGACAAUAUGGAGAUGUAGUAGAUUCAGCAAGGUUUGGUGGGGCAAACAGGGUUUUUUUUAAGCAUGUGAUCUCCUCCAUGACCGCACUUUGUAAUCCACCUCCUCUAGGCCUUCAUCCCAAAGAAUUAUGGGAAACCUAUUCAUAUGAUGCCAACUAGACAAUAAUCGUGUUGCUCAGUACAAUGCAUACUUUAAGACAUCCUGUUGAACUCAAACAAUAUUUAAUAACAAAACAAUAGGUGUAUUUUUGUAAAAUAGCCAUAACAGUUAUAUUUAGAUCUAUAUAAAUAUAUGUGACGUUAGUAACUUUUGUUACCCACUGUUAUUAGUUUAGUCCUCUGCAUGUCUUACCAGUGAUGCUAAAAGCGUGUUGAUUCUGAUGUUAAUCAUAUGGCAUUUGUGUGGCUGUCAUUAGUAGCCGGGUUUCUUGGUGAUCUUUGCCCAUAUUUGGGGAGCCUGUGAAUGGCUUAGUAUUUUAUUUUAGUUUUUAAGUGUUUCCAUUAUGACUAGACUUUGAUUAACAAAGUUCCUGUGAUGCAGACAAUAGGAGUUCAUCUGUUCAUGCUUAAAGUGAUUUUAAAAUUAGGCUUGGCGCCAGCUGACAUCAUACUGACAGAACAUCCAGUUUAUAUGAAGAUGGUGGGACGUCACCUAUCAAUGGCUUUGCAUUGAGACAGAGCCACCGUCAGUGAAUGUGGUAACUGGCCUCAUCUCCAAACUCCGUUUCUCAUGUGCGGGUAAAACACACACAUGUAAAGACGAAUUUACGAGAUUUUUGAAAACACCCAUUUACCAGUGAGGAUGGAUAUCGCCAAUGUUAUUUGUGUGAAAAUUACAAUAGUAUCAUCAUAUCUGCCAAUGAAAAAUAUUUUUUUGGGUAAAGAGUUCCUGAAUCAAGUAAACGUGGCUGAAAAUAAAAAGUUCCUCGUAGAAGUCUUUGUAAUUCGGUGUUAUAGGUGAUGAUGUUUUGGUCCCUGGGAAAAUCUCAUCUGUACUGCUGUUAGAUUAAAUUUACACUCAAAUGACACAUUCGCUCAGGCCAGCAAGCCACUGUUACAACUACUAAAACAAAACGAGGGUACUCUGCUUUUGAACGUAUUUAAAGUCUUUGCGUCAUUGACUGAUUGUGUUAAAGUUCUGUUUUUUUCUCUCUCUCUGUCAUAGGCGAUUUUUGAUUAUUAUUGCGUUUUGAUGUUUUUUUCCAAGGAUUUGCAGCCUGUGUCAUUUCUGUUGUCACUGUGGUUUUGCUGUAUGAGUAUCAACUUCUUGCUGCACUGUUUCUGUGUUGCAUGGUUGCUAUAUUUAAAAAAAUAAAAUACGUACAUUCA